CCGCCUGCUGCACUUGUACUCCGUACCACACAGCACACCGGACCGUCAGCAUUUCGACAUCAGUCGGUUGGUCAAUCAUCCUUUCCUCUCAAUCCAUCGCCUGCGGCACCAUACUCAGCCAUCCGCCCGCAUACCUACGAGCCGUUGAUGCUGUGCUCCUUGCAGGACACAUCGAUGCCCUAAUCCCCCCAGAGCAAGUCCUAAGACUUCCGAGCGAUCCCUGCGUUUAUUACCUACGGACGUCAGCCAAUUUGUCACGAUUUCUCCGCCGCCGCAUUUUGGCCACCCCAACAUCUCAACGACCCUCCGACCCUUCGACCCUCUGGCCCACCGGCCAUCGACGGCACUCGUCCGCCUGUACAUCCUUCUGGGACUGUCGCUGCGCAUCCUAGACGACGCCUUCGAAAUCCGAACAAGACGAUCCGCACAAAGACUAUUGCCGGGACUUCACAUGAACCUCCCGUAGCCACAUCGCUCCCGAGGGGCACUGCCCCAACCAAGCUUACCAUCGCACAACAUGGAUCAACACCACACAUUCGAGCCUUUGCAGGCCGAACCUAGGCGCCGCCGGGUCUCAACAGGCGACCCAGAGCCCGAUGCCCUGCUGAGGCGCACCCCCUCCGGCUCCGGCUCCGGCUCCGGCUCCGGGCACGCGCACGCCCCUGCCCAAGAUGCCACCUCACAAUCCGAUCCCGACACCUGCCGAAUAUGUAGAGGCGAGGCCAUGCCAGACGAGCCGCUCUUCUACCCUUGCAAAUGCAGUGGCAGCAUCAAGUACGUCCACCAGGACUGCCUGAUGGAAUGGCUCUCCCACUCCCAAAAGAAGCACUGCGAGCUGUGCAAGACGCCCUUCCGGUUCACUAAAUUAUACGCCCCGAACAUGCCCAAGACCGUCCCCUUCUACGUCUUUAUCAGCCACAUUGCAAAGUACCUGUUCCGUAAUAUGAUGGUUUGGGCUCGCGGUGGCUUGGUUCUGAUGGUAUGGCUGGUCUGGCUUCCCUACCUCAUGAGGAGAGUCUGGUCUGCGCUGUUCUGGCUUAGCGACGAGGGAUUGGGCCCUGUUUUUGGGAGGUCAGACGCCAGCAGUGUCCUGCGCGAGAGUUCUGGGUCGACGGCCGGUGCGGCUACGUGCCCAUCAAGCCCCUUGCAUGCGGCGACGACAACCGCAGCCUCGCUCCAGGCCUUCAUGAGCCAUAUCCCUCGGAGCAGCACUGCCAUGACAACUACAACUCUCUACGGCAUCAACAUCACGUCCGACAACCCGCUAUCCAACAUUCUUCUCAACAUGUUCUUGGGGACAUUCUACAUCGGUGGCACAGCGUCUCGCGGCAACACGUCAGCCAACUUGCAGAACACCACCCUCGCGACCGUUGCCCACCAGCCCACGCUUCUGAGCGAAGUCAGGUUUCUCCAGAAAAUCUCCGCGUCCUCGCCGGCGCUCGGCAGUUUUGCGAUCGACAUUCUCGAGGGACAAAUCAUCACCGUACUGGUGAUUAUCUGCUUCAUCUUGAUUAUCCUGGUCCGGGACUACGUCGUCCAACAGCAGCCAGACCUGAACAUGCGAGCUGCCUUUGCUGCCGCAGAGAAUGCCGCGCCCCAGGAGAAUGUCGCACCAGCUGCGGAUAUGCCUGACCCCAGAGAUGGGUUGCGCCCAGAAGAUAUCGACAGGCUUCGCGGCCCCGAGGCGCAAGACAUAGAGUUCGAGUUGGACGGAACACUUGAUGGGAACGAGGAAGAGGUGCCCGUCGCCUGGGCGCGUGUCGGGGAGCCCCGUCUUCAUCCAGCAGGCGAUGGUCAGACCCUUGCACGGGCUGCGACAACAACCCCGGACACCCCCCUGGAAGAAACCUCACAGCACAGCAUGAGCACGCAAACGACUUUAGCAGCCCUUCCCAGUACGCCGGAUGCCCGUGUAGCCGAGGUUGGAAGAAGCACCGUGGACGAAUAUGUGAGGAUUCACCGCGCGGCUGCGGGAGACCCAGAAACGAUCAUCAAUAUUAUUCGCCAAGAGAACCUCGAAGACCGGCUUGCUUACUUUGUUCAACUUACUCAAUCCCAGAUCAACCGGAAGCGACCGGAAAUUCAUGCGGAGGAAGAGGAAUCAUCCAGUCAGAUGGCAGAGUGGGGAUCGGAGCCAGAGUGGACGUGGACAGAAGACGCACAAGAGGACGGGCAUUCUGGCAAAGGCAAGAUGCCACUGACUAAUGGGUCAUCGGAUGUCACGGGUGAACAGAGCCACAUGUCCAGGCCUCGAUCUGCCACGGAUGGACCGCAAAGAGUCGGAGGCGUCAACCCCCUGGGCAAUAAUAAUUGGUCGUGGCCGGAUGCUCGUCUGGAGUCUUCGCGCGCAGAUCCUCAACAGUCACCUACUUUGGGAAUGGUUUCAUCCCACAGGACGCCUCCUGAAGGAAAUGGCUCGGCUUCGCAACCCUGGGCGUUUGCAACGCCACCAUCAAGCACCUUGGCGGAAAGUGCGCCUUCGAGCUCCCACGGCCGGACGCCGGGAUCCUCCGAGGUCGAUGAUGUCCCUGCAAACGAGCUGGAUCCUGAACACGCACGCAUCUUAGAUCCAGCAAUGGAAACUCGUCAAUCAAUGGAGUGGGAAGCCCUCCCGGACUUCAAUGAGCCGUUUGAAGUGCGACCAAAUGAAGAUGCAGAGGACAUUGGAGAAAUAGCCCAGGAACCACCUCAGGCGGAUGGGCUCGCACGACGCCUUGCCGACUUUAUGUGGCGUGACGUCGAAGCAAUCCCUGCCCACGAGCUUCCACCCUUGCCGGAUGCUGCCGAUGAGUUCUUCGACCACGACCAAGAUGCAGCCGUUGCAAUCGCACAGGAACCCCUGCCAGAGCUCCAGGACCAAGAGCAGGACCAAGAAGUGGCAGCGGCCGCCGCCGCCGCAGGGAUCGAUGCAGAAGCCGAGGCCAUUGAAGACGCUGAGGACUUGGAGGGAAUUCUCGAACUCCUCGGGAUGCGUGGCCCCAUUGCCGGUCUGUUCCAGAAUGCCUUGUUUUGCGCGUUUCUGGUCUCCAUCACACUCUUCCUGGGUGUGUUCCUGCCGUACAACCUAGGGCGCCUCGCCAUCUGGUUGGUCGCCAACCCGGCCCGACCUGUUCGGAUUCUCUUCAGCCUAUCCAAGUUGGUGCAAGACACAGCACUACUCUUGGUGGGACUCGCGUCCACUCUAUCAUUUGGCGCUAUAGACACGCUCUUCUCUCUCAUCAAACCUAGUGCGACGCGACCAGAGAUGAUCAGCCAUUCGAUGCAAGGCUCGUGGAACAUGACCGAGAACGCUUUCCAGAGAUUACUCGACAGCAUGUGGACAGACCUACCUUUCAUAUCGGCCGACGAGGUCCGCAAUUUCUCAACAGUCAGUCACCUGGCUUUGGUAACCCUAAAGAGCCAGGUGACACUUGUUUUCACGGCGCUCGGGAAGUCGAUGAUGUUCCUCUUUGGGGGUGACUAUUCAUCCAAGGCUGCCGAGUUAGGCUCGUGGGCCACGAUCGCUGCCACGACGGUAUGGCAAGGCUUGGGCGAACUUCCUGGUCUUGUGUUGGAUCCGACAUCGUGGGUCAUCGAUCUUGGUGGCUCUGAAAAUCCGCUGCCUCUGAAAGCCGAACUUGCGUCUUGGAGCGCCAUGGACCGAGUCUGGGCCAUCCUGGGCGGAUAUGUUGCGUUGUCCUUGUCCGCCGCACUUUACCUAGGUCGCGGCGGGCCCAUAUCCCCCGGGCGGGUUGGGCAAGAGUGGGAAGCUACCCUGAUAGAUGUAUUGAACCAGGCAAGUGGCGUCAUGAAGGUCAUUCUCAUCAUCGGGAUCGAGAUGCUCGUCUUCCCGCUGUAUUGCGGGCUACUGCUGGACAUCGGGCUAUUGCCGUUGUUCGAGAACACGACGAUCAUGUCCCGUGUGAUGUUCACGGUCAACUACCCUCUGACUUCCAUCUUUGUGCAUUGGUUUGUCGGCACAGGGUACAUGUUCCACUUUGCUCUGUUCGUGUCCAUGUGCCGCAAGAUAAUGCGCAAGGGUGUGCUGUACUUCAUCCGCGACCCUGAUGAUGCCGAGUUCCAUCCCGUCCGAGAUGUUCUGGAGCGAAACGUGACCACCCAACUGCGGAAGAUCUUGUUCUCUGCUUUUGUGUAUGGCGCGCUAGUUAUCGUCUGCCUUGGAGGUGUCGUGUGGGCUCUGUCAUACGGGUUCCAAAACGUACUUCCCAUCCACUAUUCCUCAAACGAGCCUGUCCUGGAAUUUCCGAUCGACUUGUUGUUCUACAAUUUUUUAAUGCCCCUCGCUGUCAAAUUCUUCAAGCCAAGCGACGGGCUUCACGCGAUGUACACCUGGUGGUUCCGCAAAUUGGCCCGCACCUUACGCCUGACAUGGUUCUUGUUUGGCGAGAGAAAACUUGACGAAGAAGGAAGAAUCCAAAUGCUUCCGCCAAAUGAAGACCAGGCCUUACCGGUCUGGAAGAGAAUGUUCUUGGAAGUUGAGGGCAGCAAAGUCAUACCAAAGACAUGGAAAGGAACCUUUGAAGGUGGGAAAGCGAAGCCCGCCCUGCCGCUCAGCCCUCAGGAGCUGGAAGACACCAACGCAAGGAAGGCCGCUCUAGUGCGCACCCGCCAGCUCAUUCCGGAUGGACGUUUCGUGCGAGCUCCAGCCUCAGAUCAAGUGAAGAUACCCAAGGGCCAAAGGGUCUUCCUGGACGUGACGGAGGGUAACUUGAGGCAGGAUCGCGUUGAGCAGCCGGGCGUCGAUCUUUAUUCCACUCCUCAGUACCAGUUUGUCUAUGUUCCACCAAACUUCCGACUGCGCAUCUUCCUGUUCAUCCUCUUCAUCUGGAUAUUCGCCGCCGCAACGGGCCUGGGGUUCACAAUUAUCCCCCUGCUUUUCGGGCGCUGGAUGUUCCGGUCACUCAUCCCUGACCGCAUCCGCACAAACGACAUCUAUGCCUUCAGCAUCGGCAUAUACAUCCUCGGCUCUGCCGCAUACUUUUUGUUCCACCUCAAGGAUAUUUACAAGAAGGCCAAGAAGCGGGUGGCCAGCACCACCUCGCACAUCCUACAACGCGAAACACUCCACCGCGCCGCCGCCGCUGCGACACGUGCAGCGAAGCUCGUCUACGCGUACUUCUUCCUGCUGGUCGUGUUCCCACUCAUGGUUGCCAGUCUGAUGGAGUUGUAUGUCUUGAUACCCCUUGACACGUACAUGUACGGGGCGGUCGUAUCGAAGGACGCAGCCACCGACAGCACUCUUCUCAGCGUCCAAAACCCUCGCCACACAGUUCGCGUGAUGCAGUCCUGGACGAUUGGUGUCAUCUACCUCAAGCUCGCCGCCCGAUACGUCGUCGCCUGGCACCGCGAGAGCCGUGUUGCAGCUGCCACUCGGGCCGUGCUGAGGCGAGGUUGGCUGGAGCCGGACGUCAAAGUUCUCACUCGCGCAUUUGUCGUACCGGGACUAUCAGUCUGGACCAUAGCAGUGUUUGGGCCCCCACUGUUGGCGAGGGCGUGCAUCGCGUACGGUAUGGCUGCGGGUAUUGACCCUAGCAACGACGCGGCGGUGGUUCUGGUUCACCGCUUCUGUUUCUUCGCCGCGCUGCUGAGCGCUAUUGGUGUGGCGAUGUUGCGGAGUAUGCUGGGUGUGUUCCGAUCCUGGAGGGUCAGGAUUCGAGAUGAGGCCUACCUUAUUGGGGAGAGGCUGCAUAACUUUGGCCUGGGGCAAGCUGGGCACGAUCCCCAGAGGGAAAGAAGGAGAACCAGAGUUGGUUUUGAUUGAGCAGACAGCCUGGGGAAUGUCACCGUCAUGACAUUUGUACAUGGGAUGGUGGGCAGGCGUGGCCUCGAUCAUCGUGACGUUCUACAUAGCAUUGCUGAGAUGCAACCAAACCCGGCCCCAAGCGGCCCUUUUCGAGCAUGAAGGAGUACGAGCACAUGACACGAGGCUUUGAGACGCCUGGGCUUUUGUAGAAAUAGAGCCACGCAAACAGUCGCGGUGACUGAAUGGCGAAUGGCACAAAAUGACACUGACAAUCUCAGUACCUACCUACUGCUCAUGUAUAUCGGGGAGUACUUGGUCAAAAUCGCCGACUCGUCACGUACUCACUCACGACGGGGAAUCAGCAGUCUCGGACCACCAAGCUCAACCUGCUAAAGCCGUGAUGCGAUUCUUUUGAUACCAGAUACCUUCCGUUUCUACAGUCUCCCAAAUAUGAACAGGUCAUUCCGCUGCCCUUGCUUGCGUUUCUCCUCUGACCUCUGGUGUGAUGUCGCUCAACGAUCGGUGUGUCAAUCACGUGUCCAUAGGUGGGCUGCAGGCCAAGAAUAUUCCAAGCAUCGGCG
Molecule: messenger RNA, 6324 nt
Organism: Diaporthe batatas
Lineage: Eukaryota; Fungi; Ascomycota; Sordariomycetes; Diaporthales; Diaporthaceae
Product: E3 ubiquitin-protein ligase SSM4
Exons: 2
Coding region: 518-5761 (1747 amino acids)
Cellular component (GO): endoplasmic reticulum membrane
Molecular function (GO): zinc ion binding
Source: RefSeq, a predicted model, not a curated record